AUGUUUAUGCGGGCGCCGGGCAGUACAAAUAUUAGUGGAAGCGUCGAAAAAAGCUGUCGAGCACUGACUCGGCAUCUCAAUAUAACUCAGCACAAAGGGGCAGGACCAUUUAUGCAACCUGUGGAUGUGGUAGGUCUUGGUUUGCACGAUUACUAUGAGGUUAUUGAGAAACCCAUGGACUUCAGUACUAUUAAAAGCAAAAUGGAGGCCAAGGAUGGUAAUGGAUAUAAGAAUGUUCGAGAGAUCUGUGCAGAUGUAAGGUUGAUAUUUAAGAAUGCAAUGAAAUAUAACAAUGAAAGACACCAAGUCCAUGUGAUGGCCAAAACUUUGUUGGAGAAGUUUGAGACAAAGUGGCUGCAACUCUUGCCAAAAGUUGAUGAUGAGGAAAGAAGGCAGAAAGAGGAAGAAGCAGAGAUGCAGCUUGCUCAAGAUGCUGCUCAUGCCAAAAUGGCCAAAAAUUUAAGUGUUGAGCUGGACAAUGUUGAGAUGCAUCUGGGAGAACUCAAAGAUAUGGUACUUCAGAACUGCAGAAGAAUGUCGACUGAAGAGAAGAGAAGACUUAGCAGUGCUAUUGCCAAGUUAUCUCCCAAUGAUAUCGACAAGGCAGUAGAAAUCAUUGCCCAGAGUAACCCCGACUUUCAAGCAGCCAGGGAAGACGUGGAAAUUAACAUAGACGUUCAGAGUGAGUCAACUUUAUGGAAAUUGAAGUUUUUCAUCAAAGAUGCCCUACAGGGACUGGAAGAAUUCACCAAGCAGCAAUGA
This is a messenger RNA of Fraxinus pennsylvanica, 762 nucleotides long. The record is from the annotation of a GenBank genome assembly. NCBI's taxonomy places the organism in Eukaryota, Viridiplantae, Streptophyta, Magnoliopsida, Lamiales, Oleaceae.